AUGCUUGGAGAUAUUCAAAAAGGUCGUAUUGACAUGGCUUGUGGACGAUUCCGAAUGACAGCAGAUCGUGCUCGUAUCCUCACAUUCACCUAUCCAACACAAUUGGAAGUGAAUCAAGUCUACCUGAUCACAAACCCUCAAAAAUCAGAAGACGUUGGAUUUCUUUUUCGUCCUUUCUCAACGGUUGUUUGGUUUCUUCUCAGUAUUACUAUUCUUAUUGUUUCCGCCACUUUUUUCGUGUUGAGAGCUGUGGAAUUUAAAUCAAAAGAAGGUCUUACUGCAGGCAUUCAGAAUAGUAUUUCCCAAGUUCUUCUCAGUACAUUCAAUUUGGAGAUUCGGGUGAAGAACAAGUCAACUUUCUUCGCAUUCCAUUUAUUUUCUGCCAUCUGGCUGCUUGCUUGGUUCCAUGUUUUCGUUGAUUUAUACACUUCCGAAUUGAGUGGAAUGAUGGUUGUUUCGGAUAAGAAACACAUGCCAUUUGAGGAUUUUUACGGGAUGGUUGAGAAUUUGAGAAAAGGAAUCUACCGUCUUUUCACUCCAUCAUCGGACCGUCUUCCAGAAUGUCCUCGUGAGAUUCCUCCAUCGAAAUGCAUUGCAAUGUUUUCUGAAAUUCUAUCUCGUCACCCUCCGGAAUACGGAGAUGUCACAAGAUUGAAUGAGCUGGAUUUCGUCUCUUCGCAAAAAGUACCACUGGUUGGGUUUGGAUGGUAUCCAGCACAGCGGAUUUCAUCAAAAUUUUCAAUUUGGACACAAGAGCUUUUCCACUCAAAUCUCGUUCUGAUCAGAGAUUUUCCUGUCUGCCCAGCUGCAUAUAUCGUUCGCCCAACUUUUCCGUAUCUGGACGAACUGAAUGAAAUGAUAAUUAAAGUUUUACCAGCAUUCAGUGCAAUCGACAAUCAUUACACUCCUGCAUAUCCAGAACUUUCACUAUUUGAUGUGCCCUCAAAAUCAUCUUUUACUUUGAAUCAAUUAUCUUCUAUUUUUGUUAUUCAUAUGCUGGGAACACUCAUUGCGUCGCUUCUUCUGAUAGCUGAGAUCCUGAUAGCUGGUUUCACUAAUCAAAAGGGCAGUAGAAAAAAGGGAAAGUGA
Messenger RNA from Caenorhabditis briggsae, 1089 nucleotides. Bases 1 to 1089 code for a protein of 362 amino acids. The record is from RefSeq and is a predicted model, not a curated record. The transcript has 8 exons. Lineage: Eukaryota; Metazoa; Nematoda; Chromadorea; Rhabditida; Rhabditidae.